GAACGUGGAGUGCCUUGCUCUGAAGUUUCACAUCUUUUUUUCCAACACAACCUCCAUCAGACUCAUCACCAAAGACGAGCUGCUACUCAGACAUAACGCAUCGCUCUACAGAAGUCGUGAAAGGGAAGUUCAAGCUUCAAAUACCGUCAGUGAACGGCAGCCACGAUGUUUCGCUCCAGAGUCAGUUUUAGUACCAUGAUCUUCGUGGUGGUCCUGCAGGCUGUCGUCAUGGUGUUGUUCUGCAGUUGGUACCUCCAGCUCUCUCCCUGUGGCUCCACCCCCUCUGACAAGAAGGUUCACGUUCUGCUGCUGUCGUCCUGGAGAUCAGGUUCAUCGUUCAUGGGUCAGGUGUUCAGCCAGCACCCGUCUGUCUUCUACCUUAUGGAGCCUGGUUUUCACGUCUGGACCAAACAUCCCAAAUCUGGGAUGCGCUCACUGCGGAUGGCGUUGAGGGAUUUGUUCCGUAGCUUAUUUCAGUGUGACUUCUCUGUCAUGGACUCGUACAUGCCAGAGCAUCCUCAACUUGCCUCCUUGUUCAGGUGGAUUGUGAGUCGAGCACUGUGCUCCCCACCGGCCUGUUCCCUUACACCACGCAACCAGAUUAGCAACCAGACUCUCUGUGCAAAGAAGUGCAACGUCCAAGGCUUGCAGGGGGCAGAGCAAGCCUGCGGCACCUACAGUCACGUGGUGUUAAAAACUGUACGAUUCUUUGAGCUGGAAUCCCUCUACCCUCUUUUUCAGGACCCAAACCUGGAUCUGCGCAUCAUCCAUCUGAUCCGAGACCCACGGGCUGUAUUCCGGUCUAGAGAGGAGUCUGGCUGGAUUUUGGCUCACGAUAGUGCUGUCCUUUUGGAGCACAGACAAGUACCAGCAGGUGAGGUGGAGUACGAAGCCAUUCAGGAGAUCUGUCGCAGCCAUGUUCGCAUCAAUGAGAGGGCCACAGUAAACACCCCUCCGUUUCUGGAAGACCGCUACAGAAUGGUUCGCUACGAGGACAUGGCACAAGACCCACUCAAGGAAAUCACCUCUUUAUAUAAUUUCCUGGGUCUGGAGAUGACCACAGAGCUGAAGGAAUGGAUCUACAAAAUGACCAAUGGAAACGGCAAGGGCUCCAAGCUGGACGCCUUUAAAAUCACUUCACGGAACGCUGUUGACGUCUCCAGGGCGUGGCGCACCAUGCUGCCGCACAGCAAGGUCAAACGUGUCCAGGAAGUGUGUAAAGAAGCCAUGUUGCUGUUGGGGUACAGGACGGUUGAUAGCGAGGAAGAACAAGAGAAGCUGGACAUAGAUCUGCUGGUGCCACAGGAAGAGUACCAGUUCAGCUGGUUAGCCACCAAAACAGAGCAACCCAGUCAUCGUUAAUGACAUCAUCAUCGAGAGACGGCACAGGAGCGACGGCGGUAUGCUGCUUUAGACACAAAUUGAUUUGUAAGUGAGUCACCUGAGAGAACACAACUUGGGAUCUUCCACUCUUUACUGCACAUCAGCAGUCAUGUCACCAGGCCACGCCCACAUCGUAUCACUUUCUUUCCUUUUAAUUUUGAAACUAGCUCUGUGCGUGUUUAGCUCAGGAUCAGCGGAAAUGCUCUAAAGCUACACACACAUACACACAUGUUGUUUUAACACAGUUCACAGAGCAGGAACUGUCAUGGCCGACUUAAUGGCAGGAGUUGCUAACACUACUAACGUUUCCAUCAUGGUACAGUUUGGUUUGGAACAGUACGGAACAGUAAAGCCCUCUGUCAGGCUUGUGUUUGGACAGAACAGUACCUUUACUUGGUAGACGGGGUGCACACUGUUCCCGAUGGCCGUGUCAACGAGAUACAGAGCGUGAUGCGGUACCGCUGCACCAACAUCAAACGCGACACAACGGACAACAACAGGGCGGCUUGUUGAACAGUGAACUUUUCAUUUACAGCACAAAGCAGAAACAUUA
This is a messenger RNA of Solea solea (common sole), 1936 nucleotides long. Its product is annotated as carbohydrate sulfotransferase 6-like. The transcript has 2 exons. The record is from RefSeq and is a predicted model, not a curated record. Gene Ontology annotation, cellular component: Golgi membrane. Gene Ontology annotation, molecular function: N-acetylglucosamine 6-O-sulfotransferase activity. Gene Ontology annotation, biological process: carbohydrate metabolic process; sulfur compound metabolic process; N-acetylglucosamine metabolic process. NCBI's taxonomy places the organism in Eukaryota, Metazoa, Chordata, Actinopteri, Pleuronectiformes, Soleidae. The coding region runs from base 166 to 1362 and encodes 398 amino acids.